Molecule: messenger RNA, 1753 nt
Organism: Suhomyces tanzawaensis NRRL Y-17324
Lineage: Eukaryota; Fungi; Ascomycota; Pichiomycetes; Serinales; Debaryomycetaceae
Exons: 1
Coding region: 453-1577 (374 amino acids)
Biological process (GO): CENP-A containing chromatin assembly; DNA replication-dependent chromatin assembly
Cellular component (GO): nucleoplasm
Molecular function (GO): histone binding
Source: RefSeq, a predicted model, not a curated record
AGGAGGCGGAUGAGUAGGAUGGGAGUUGAGUCACAGGCUCGGGAAUUGAAGGAUGGGUCACAACUGCAGGCGAGUUUACCGUAGCAGGAAUAAACUCCUGAACAUCGUCACUAUCGUAUAGCGGAGGUGGCGGUUUUCUUCUCAAUUGCUUUCGACCCUGGGAGGUGCUUAAAUUGCUUCCCCAUUCAGACAUGACAAGCUCUAUAAGUGUGUGUUAUCAGAAAGAUGGAGGAUGGGAACGUUCGCAUAAGCCCAGUGGUUUUAGGUCUAUGUAAAGGACAGUUAUGGCCAGCAAUAGCUAUUAGCAAUGAAAUCAAUUCAAGUCCAAUCCAGCUAUUGUUUAGGAGCUACUGGGGUAUGCGGCUAUGUCACGUGAACACACCAGUUCUUGAUUUGGUCCUCCCUCUUGAUGAGGCCCUACCGCGACUGUAUAACGCGUUCCCCAACACAAGAUGGCAUACACACCAGGAAUCUCCAAGAUCAUAGCAGAUGGGUCCAGGGCUUACUCUGCCAAGGACUACGACCUAGCCAGUGAGAAAUACGCCGAAGCAUGCGAAUUGUUCAGCGAAGAGAACAGUGAAGAAGAUGCGGACUUAUUAUUGUUAUAUGGAAAGGCCCUCUUCCAGAGUGCAGUUUCCAAGUCAGAUGUGUUUGGUGGAAGCAGCGAAGCCAAGCAGGAAGAGAAGGAGGAGAAGGAAGACCAAGAGAAAGAAGAAGAGGAUGACGGAAAGUUCCAAUUCUACGAUGCCCCUCCAUUAGAGGGCGAGGAAGUUGAUAGCGACCCACAGCCUGAACUUGAGGGAGAAGAGCAAGAAGAAGAGGGAGAGGGUGAACAACAUGAAAAUGGAGAGGAGGAGCAAAGUGAUUUUGAAGUUGCCUGGGAAAUUUUGGACUUGACGAGGACUUUGUUUGAAUCUCAGGCUGACUCCAAAAAGGAUCUUCUUCAAGACAUUGAGGAACCAUACUUUAAGGAUUCAGAGGAGACCACAAACGAGUAUGUUACCUUGGUGAAAAAGCUUUCCGAAACGUACGAUUUGUUAGGAGAAGUUUCCUUGGAGGCAGGUAAUUUUGCUCAGGCAGUUGAGGAUUUUGAAAGCUGCUUGAAUCUUAGAUUGAAACUCUACGACCCUAAAAAGUCUACAUUAAUUUCCGAGUCCCACUACAAGUUGUCCUUGGCGUUAGAGUUCAGUGUGGACGAUCCAGAACUGAGGAAUAAGGCUGUUGAACAGAUGAAGUUGGCCAUCGAAUCGGUGGUCCUCAGAAACAAGACCGAAGACGACGAGUCUAAAAUCAAAGAAAACGAUGAGUUAAUUCAAGAUUUGAAACUGAGGCUCCAAGACUUGGAGAAGGACCCAGCAGAGGAAAUACAACAGGAACAAUUAGAUAUAAUAAAGGGCUUGUUGGGCGAGCCUACCUCCGAUGGCCAGAGCGGAUCUUCGAGCACCGCUGCCGCUGCCAUCAACGACUUGACUUCCAUUGUAAAGAAGAAAGUCCCUGUUAAUGAUUUAACUGGAGUAAUCAAGAAGAGAAAGACUCCUGGAAAGCCUGCAGGGCCAGUAAAAAAGGCCAAAAAGUAAGGAAUAUGAAGAUAGAUAGAUUUAGUUCGUUCAGUUGUUUCAAAUCAAUUCGUAAUAAGAAUUUUAAACCUGAGCUCUAAGGGUAAAUACUAUCGAAUGUAGUUCUGGACUAACAUUAGUUUUAUACGACUGAUCAAAUGAGUCUUCGCGCACACCCCCAUCUCUGUUCGCACAUC